This is a messenger RNA of Gracilinanus agilis (Agile Gracile Mouse Opossum), 2882 nucleotides long. It is a transcript of the gene BBS4, whose product is annotated as Bardet-Biedl syndrome 4. The record is from RefSeq and is a predicted model, not a curated record. Bases 1 to 1953 code for a protein of 650 amino acids. Gene Ontology annotation, molecular function: protein binding. Gene Ontology annotation, biological process: protein localization to cilium; cilium assembly. Lineage: Eukaryota; Metazoa; Chordata; Mammalia; Didelphimorphia; Didelphidae. Gene Ontology annotation, cellular component: ciliary basal body. The transcript has 17 exons.
AUGCAGUUUCAAAAGUCCCUGGAUCAUUCCAAAGCUGUUAGGCUUCAGGGAAGGCUGUAUCUUUUGUCAGGCAAGGGAAAUUCCCAAGGUCUUUUCCCUUGGGAUGAAUGCUGUGCCAAUAAGAGAAAGGUUUUUUCUUUUGUAUUUUCCUGGCCAAAAGAAGAUGGUUUAGCUGAAAGAGAGCCACUCCUGGGAUCCCUUCAGGAUCUAAAAGGAAAUGCAGAAGGAGCCAGGUCAGAACAAUUCGUGGAAACAGUAGGGGCCACCGUAGAAGAAGCCUCCCUACAUAGCAAAGCUGCAGAAAGCAAUACCCAUAAAUAUUUGGUGAUAACUACAUACAGAGAGGAGCACUUCUGGUAUUCAGAACUGGGAAAGAGGCACAUGACAAGCAAACAAGCUGAUAACAGGGAUUUAGCCAAACAAAGCAACUUCCAGCGUAUAUCCUUAGCCCCAGAGUUUCCUGUCUUGGAGAAGCAGAAUUGGUUGAUACAUCUUCAUUACAUCCGCAAAGACUAUGCAGCAUGCAAGGCUCUCAUCAAAGAACAGCUUCAGGAGACUCAAGGGUUAUGUGAAUAUGCCAUCUAUGUCCAAGCUUUAAUAUAUCGUCUUGAAGGGAAUAUUCAAGAAUCUCUAGAACUCUUUCAGUCUUGUGCUGUUCUCAAUCCUCAGAAUGCCGACAACCUGAAGCAGGUGGCCAGGUCCUUAUUUCUUUUGGGGAAACAUAAAGCUGCUAUUGAAGUGUAUAAUGAAGCAGCUAAACUUAACCAGAAAGACUGGGAAAUCUGCCAUAACUUAGGAGUUUGUUACAUGUAUUUGAAGCAUUUCAACAAGGCAAAAGACCAAUUGCACAGUGCCCUACAGCUCAACAAACAUGAUCUGACCUACAUAAUGUUGGGAAAAAUUCAUUUGCUGGAGGGGGACCUGGACAAGGCUAUUGAAAUCUAUAAGAAGGCUGUGGAGUUUUCACCGGAAAAUACAGAACUUCUCACAACCUUAGGACUACUCUAUUUACAGCUUGGCAUUUACCAGAAGGCAUUUGAACAUCUUGGAAAUGCGCUGACUUUUGACCCUACCAACUAUAAGGCUAUCUUAGCAGCAGGCAGCAUGAUGCAAACCCAUGGGGACUUUGAUGUUGCGCUCACCAAAUACAGAGUCGUGGCUUGUUCUGUGCCUGAAAGUCCUCCAUUAUGGAACAACAUUGGAAUGUGCUUUUUUGGCAAGAAGAAGUAUGUUGCGGCUAUCAGCUGUCUGAAAAGAGCCAACUAUUUGGCACCAUUUGACUGGAAGAUCCUGUACAACUUGGGGCUCGUCCACCUGACCAUGCAGCAGUAUGCAUCUGCCUUUCACUUUCUCAGUGCCGCUAUCAACUUCCAGCCCAAGAUGGGGGAGCUCUACAUGCUCUUGGCAAUUGCUCUGACCAACCUGGAAGAUACCGAGAAUGCCAUCCGAGCCUACGCAGAAGCAGUUGCCCUUGACCAGUCUAAUCCUCUAGUAAAUUUGAAUUAUGCUGUGCUGCUGUACAAUCAGGGAGAGAAGAGGAGGGCCCUGGCCCAAUACCAAGAAAUGGAGAAGAAAGUCACCCUACUCAAGGGGAGCAGCUCUUUGGAUUUUGACCCUGAGAUGGUGGAGAUGGCUCAGAAAAUGGGUGCAGCUCUGCAAGUUGGAGAAGCAUUGGUGUGGACUAAACCAGCUAAAGAUCCCAAAUCGAAGCAUCGAACAACUGCAGCCAACAGAUCCUCCAAUUUCCAGCAGCCCUUGGGGUCCAACCAAGCUCUAGGACAAGCCAUGUCUUCAGCAGCCGGGUUUGGGAAAACCAUGCAGCUCCCUCUCGGUGCUGGAGGAUCCUCUCAGUUCUCCAAGCCUCCUUCCCUCCCUCUGGAGCCUGAGGCAGACUCACCCCAGCUGAGCUCUGAGGUCCAAGAGACACCGAAAGGCAGGCUGGCCCCAGAAUAAAGGCGUCUCCUUGGAAAGAACGAAGGAUUCCCAAAGAGCAAGACCGGGCCAGCAGCCACAGCAGAUGGGGGCCGUGAUGACAGCCUCACUUAGCUGGAUCUCCAUAGAAAUUCCCUGCCCCAGAGGCUGCAGGGUGGCAACCACUUGGUUUCUGACCAGUUCUUCCAACAUCUCUGCCCUCCAGGCCCAGCUUAGCAAGUGAGCCAGCCUGCCCUGCCCCAGAGCAAUCUGGAACCCUCUGAGCUCAGCUCAGUUUCUCAAACAGUCAAAGAAUCGCUAGCUUAGAUCAUGUCUCUCUGGCCAGUGAGUGAGCAGCACCAGCUCUUGCUGAAGGAAAGGAGUGAGCUGCUCGGUCUAAGAAGUUUUUAUUUAAGGCAAUCACGGACUAUGGUCUAUUUGUAUGUUCUUUAUAGAAUAAAGAUUAUGUACUGUCACUCCCUUAGCGGGUUCUUUUCCUUUAUACUGUCUCGAAAGAUGGCCGGCACCCUCUUUGUUCGUCCUGUUGAAAGUGUGGGAGGGGAGCUCCUCCCCCCAUGAUGACACUUAGUGUUGAUGUAAUCAGUCAGCUACCUGGAGGUUGUUUACCAUUGAGAUGUGCAGGGAUAAAGGAAGUUGAAACCAACGAGAUGGGAAACUGAUUCCACAGGCACACACCCCACCCCCCUGCAAAUUAAGGAACUAUGAUUGGUUCCUGAGAUGUGACAUGGGAGAGCUAGCAGGUGGAGAAAAAUGCUUAUACGCCAAGACCCAGCUACUGCUGGCACCCUUGAGCUCUUCUGGCUGGAGAUUGGAACCUGAGGGAACCCCUGUUGGGUGGGGGGAGCUUCAUUCCAUCAGAACAGCACAUAGGCUGGGCAACUCUCUACCUCUUUCCUACAUUUCCCUCUCUUUACUAUCACUACUUUGAUGUAAUAAAACUACUAAAACAA